This is a messenger RNA of Lagopus leucura (white-tailed ptarmigan), 2062 nucleotides long. It is a transcript of the gene PLBD2, whose product is annotated as phospholipase B domain containing 2. The record is from RefSeq and is a predicted model, not a curated record. Gene Ontology annotation, cellular component: extracellular region. NCBI's taxonomy places the organism in Eukaryota, Metazoa, Chordata, Aves, Galliformes, Phasianidae. Gene Ontology annotation, biological process: phospholipid catabolic process. Gene Ontology annotation, molecular function: glycerophospholipase activity.
AUGGCGGUGGUGCGGGCGCUGUUGGCGGCCGCCGCGGUGGCCGCGUGGAUGCUGGGGGUCGCGUCCGGCCCGAUCCCUCCGCCCCGUAGCGCCUCCGUGCUGCUGGAGCCCGGCUCGGGCCGGCUCCGCGUGCUGCCUGGCCGCCAGCCCGCCGCCGUCGCUUGGGCCGAGCUCACCGACCACAUCCAGGCCGUCGGGUGGGCGUUCCUCGAGGUGUCCGCCAACGCGUCCUUCAACGACAGCCUGCAGGCUUACGCCGCGGGGCUGGCCGAGGCCGCCGUCACCGAGCAGCUCAUCUACAUGCACUGGAUGAACACGGCCGUGGGCUACUGCGGGCCCUUCCGCUACGAGACGCAGUACUGCCGCCGGCUGCGGGGAUACCUGGAGGCCAACCUGGCCUGGAUGGAGGAGCAGAUGGGCUCCGGCCGCGACCGUGCCUACUGGCACCAGGUGCGACUGGCGCUACUGCAGCUGCAGGGCUUGGAGGACAGCUACCGCGGGCGCGUGGCCCUCCCCGCCGGCCGCCUCUCCCUCUCGCCCUUCGGCUUCCUUCUGCUGCAGCUGGGGGGGGACCUGGAGGACCUAGAGGCGGCCUUCAACCACUCUGCCCCGCGGCGCCCACUGGGCUCCGGUUCGUGCUCAGCACUGCUCAAGCUGCUGCCAGGCCGCCGGGACCUCCUGGUGGCCCACGACACCUGGGCGCCCUACCAGUCCAUGCUGCGCCUCAUCAAGAAGUACACGCUGCCGUUCCAUGCUGAACCCAGUGGCACCGCCCGCGUCCCGGGCAGCAUCCAGGUGUUCUCCUCCUACCCCGGCACCAUCUUCUCUGGAGAUGACUUCUACAUCCUGAGCAGCAGGCUGGUAAGUGCCGCUUGCAGCCGCGUCCCCCACCGGCCCCGCUCAGUCUUCCUGUCCCCACAGGUUGCACUGGAGACCACCAUCGGGAACAGCAACGAGGCACGCUGGCGGUACCUGCGGCCUCAGGGCAGCGUCCUGGAGUGGCUGCGGAACAUCGUGGCCAACCGGCUGGCCCGCAGCGGUGCUGAGUGGGCUGGCAUCUUCCAGCGCUUCAACAGUGGCACGUACAACAACCAGUGGAUGCUGGUGGACUACAAGGCAUUCUCUCCGGGGCGUGCUGCCCUGCAGCAGGGCCUGCUGACGGUGCUGGAGCAGAUCCCGGGUUUGGUGAUGGUGGCUGAUAAGACAGAGCUGCUGUACCAGCAGGGGUACUGGGCCAGCUACAAUGUGCCGUAUUUUGAGGAGAUCUUCAAUGCCAGCGGGAACCUGGAGCUGGUGCAGAAGUAUGGUGACUGGUUCACCUAUGACAAGAACCCGCGCGCCCAGAUCUUUCGCAGGAACCAGACUCAGGUCCGUGAUGUGGACUCCAUGGUCCGUCUGAUGAGGUCCAACAACUACCUGCAGGACCCGCUGUCACAGUGCCGGGGCUGCGACCCGCCCCACAACGCUGAGAACGCCAUCUCCGCCCGCUCUGACCUCAACCCAGCCAACGGCACCUACCCCUUCGACGCCCUGCGCCAGCGCUGCCAUGGCGGCACUGACACCAAGGUCACCUCCUUUGGCAUGGCCCGCACCUUCGGGCUGGUGGCUGCCAGCGGGCCGACAUGGGAUGAUGUGCCGCCCUUCCGCUGGAGCGCAUCGCCAUGCAGCCACCUGCUGCGCAUGGGCCACCCUGACCUCUGGAGGUUCCCUCCUGUCAAAGUCCGAUGGGACUGAGCCGGACCUCCCCUGAGCCUUUCCCUGUUUCUGCAGGAUGGGGGGCUGCAGGGAACCGCCCCCCGUGUUUUUCUCCCCGUGCUUCUCUCACCAUUUGCUGCUCCUGUGCCCCAUCCGUGCCACCGUGGCUGGGGUCGGUCAGUGGGCUCUGACCCCAGUUCCAAAACCAAGCGCGGAAGGAAGGCCUCCCACAGGGCUCCUCAUUCUGGGAGGCUGUUCCUGGAAGACGGGUUCCAGGAGGUGGGGCUGGCGCUGGGACAGCUGCAUGGUAGGGAGGGGUCAAUGGCCGGGGUUGGUGUAACAAAUAAAACGCUCUGUGUGCAAUGGA